AAAAUGUCAAAAUUGUCAAACGUCAAGAAGUAACAAUUGUGUUUUCUAUUUUAUCUGUCAUAAAAUACUUAAAACUAAACACUAAAGGAAGUCUAAUGUUUUUUCCAUAUAUUUUUUACCAUAAUACCUAAAAACAAGGAACGGACCUUAUUUGAAUUGAAAUUUGCUAGUAUUGAAGAAGAGUUUCUAAAACCUGUGACAUAAUUUUUAUAUCAAUGUUUUAAUUUUAAUGUACGGUAAUGGAUCUAAAUAAAUGCAGCCCUAUAAAAACUGGACAAGUGAAUAAUGUUGGAGAUAACGAUGAGCCAUAUCCAAGUCUUUCAGAUUAUCACGACUACGAACCUAAUCUUGAAUUUGAUGAUUCAGAAUUGCAUCAAACACCAGACGCAAUUGCUCAUACAGCUGAGUUAAUCCAUAUUGAAUCGAAUCGAAUGAGUUCCCCGGUGUGUGAAUUUACAGAAGAUAACUUUGAAGAGGAAUUAGCAGAAGCCUGCGAGGAAAAUUUUGACAGUUUAUUUUGUUCGACUUCUUAUCCAGAAGUUGGCGAUACAUCACCAGAAAAAUUUGCGGAUAUAUCUAAAUAUGGAAUAGUUGACGUAAAAGGUGACGAUUCAGAUGGAAGGAAAAUAAUUGUCGUAUAUGCAUGUAAAUUACCUCCUGUUAAGGAAAUUGAUCAUACUUUAUUCUUAAGUUAUUUGAAAUACACCUUGGAAAGCUAUGUAAAGCAGGAUUAUAGCCUAAUAUACUUUCAUUAUGGUCUCUCCAGUAAAAAUAAACCAUCUUUGGGAUGGCUGAUACAAGCUUAUAAAGCAUUUGAUAGAAAUUACAAGAAGAACCUCAAGGCCUUAUUUUUAGUCCACCCAACAAAUUUUUUAAAAUUUGUGUCUCAAAUUUUUAGACCUCUUAUAAGUGCAAAAUUCGGGAGGAAGUUAAACUAUAUUCACACUCUUAAAGAGCUUAAUGAAUUUAUUCCAAUCGAAAAAUUGGAUAUCCCACAGGAAGUUAUAGAACAUGAUAAAAAAAUAGGAGGUCACAUACCACCAUCAAAUGUAGAUCACUUCCAACCUAGUUCACCAACACAACAAUUUGGAGUUACAUUACAAACCAUUAAAGAAUUUUAUAAUGUUGUAAUACCACCUGUUGUAAGACAUUGUGUAGAAUACUUAGAUCAACCUGAUGCUUUAGAGACUGAAGGUAUUUUUAGAAGAUCUGCCAAUGCAGUAAGAGUUCGGACUCUUAAAGAGGUUGCCAAUUUGGGCCAAAGGCCUAACUUCGAAGAUCCUCACGAGGCAGCUGUGCUGCUAAAAAUGUUUUUAAGGGAACUAAAAGAACCUCUUUUAACGUAUGAACUAUAUGAUGAAAUAGUUCAGUUUCAAUGCUGGAAUAAAGACGAGCAGUUGAGACAAGUUUCUACACUUAUUAUGGAAAAGAUGCCUGAGGAUAAUUACAAGGUUCUUAAGUACAUCAUUAGUUUCUUAUCUAGGGUAAUGGAAAGAUCUGAUUUAAACAAAAUGAAUGCACAAAAUUUGGCUGUAGUAUUUGGACCAAAUUUAGUAUGGUCGGAAAUAGUGUCCAUGUCCUUAAAUGCCAUAGGGCCCAUUAAUAUGUUUACUCAAUUCCUUUUAAUUCAUCACAGUAAAAUAUUUAUGUAUUAAUUAUUGUAUCGCGUAAUACUGUGAUUUAAUUGCAUUUGAUUAUUUAAGUGUACAAAUAUUAACAAAGUUCCAUAAAAGUAAUUAUUUUUUAUAAUGUUAUAAUUACAUUUUAUUAAAAAAAAAC
Molecule: messenger RNA, 1779 nt
Organism: Anoplophora glabripennis (Asian longhorned beetle)
Lineage: Eukaryota; Metazoa; Arthropoda; Insecta; Coleoptera; Cerambycidae
Gene: RhoGAP68F
Product: rho GTPase-activating protein 8
Exons: 8
Coding region: 240-1655 (471 amino acids)
Biological process (GO): negative regulation of endocytic recycling; small GTPase-mediated signal transduction
Cellular component (GO): cytoplasm
Molecular function (GO): GTPase activator activity
Source: RefSeq, a predicted model, not a curated record